AUAAUGAGCAGCGAAAGGCCAGAGUCGGACACCUCUGGCAGUCCGAGAGCUAGCAUUGCUGGUCCCUCCAGUGGCCAGCGGAGGGAAAGGGGAGCAAUUGCAGCGCAGGUUAGCCAUGUUUUAUCUCUAUCCAGGGCCUCUUCCGAGAAUAACAAGACAGGAUACGACCAGAGGACUGACCUGUCAUUCUUUAUAAUCACGCCCACAGGCCUGCGAAAAGACAAGACCCUUGUGGAAAUUCUCGAACGCAUCAAAGGCUUGGAGCGCAAGUUUGACACCCUGACCAUGCAGCAGGCCGCUUUCCAUGCACCUAUGAUGACAAACCACCCGGUAGUCACCCAAGUAUCAAUGCCUCAAGAUAGCCUUUCUCCCAUGACGGCUACGGGAGCCCACGCUUCUGAAGACGGCAGUAUAGUCGCAGGUGUUAAUCCGCCUCAUGCGUACGCUACGUCGGUCCAUCAGAUGCUUGGCUGGCCUAUAAUUCAACAGCUGCUCAACAGUGUCAGCGCAAGGAUGCCCGAGAUUAACGUGGCCAAUAUAGAACAAGAAGGAGUCAACAUCAUUCUGGGCAUCAACAAGUCGGACUACCUGCCGGCCGAACCAGUUGGACCGGUGACCACUAUUGACUCGACCACGUCGAUGCCUAACCCAAGCAUUUCAGGGUUUGGUGGUAUCCCACUAACAACCACCUCCAUGCAGGUGCUCUCGAAUGCAUACUUUGACACCUUCAACCAUUGCCAUCCCUUGUUAGAGCGGCAUACCUUUAUGAGCGAAAUUCUGGGCCCACUUUGCAAUGAUGGCUUGGACGAUACCGUCAAGUCGACCUUGGGAUUGGUUGUGUUUGCUUUGGGAGAGCUUUCCAUCGCAGGCGAUCAUGGUGCACCCGUCACUAUGUACAACACCCGCCCCAGUGGCGUCAAAGGCGGCACACUUAGAAAUCCACCCGGUCUGGCAUUAUACAACGAGGCGCGGCGGCGGAUGGGCUUCACCAUGGCCGACUCAUCGCUCGAAACUGCCCAAGCAUUUGCUCUAGCUGGGUUAUACUGCGAGGCCUGCUUCAGUCACACGGAAUUUUGGCGCAUGACAAUGUCUGCCGCUCUGGCUUGCCAGGCACUGGUGCUUGGGAGGUCGACGGAGUCUUCAUCCGCAAGCGCAGAUAUGAUCAGGCGAUGCUUUUGGCACUGCAAGAUAAUGGAAAGGCAGGUUGACUUUUCCGUAAGGUCUUUCAACGAAACUAUUGUGCUGACUCCAAACAGCUAUUUUGAUAUCGAACUGGGUCUUCCCCGUGGUAUACUGGAACAGCUGGAGGACAUUGUCGGGCCUCCGGUGUUCAGUGGAUUGUUCUCUCACGAUUACAUCACUGGAACGUCCUUGGCGCGGGACCAUUUUGUGUCUGCCGUAGCAAUGCGGAGACUGGCUUUAGAAGCUCACGCAAUGCUUAAUAACGGUCAUUUUGCUUCUCGCUAUUCCACUGGCGCUCUCGAUCCGGAUGGGUUCAAUCUGGCUGUCAAGAAUUUAGCCAGCCAGGCCGAACACUGGCGGACAAUGCUUCCACCGCAGCUCCGCUGGCGCGAGACACAGCCCGGCGAGUUUCCCAACCCCUCCCUCUACUCUGACGUCCACAACUCGUCGGUGUUCGGCACUGCACCAUCUCUUGACGUACCCUCGCCGGCUCUGAGCUCACCAUCGGGUUUCAUGUUCACCACGGAUCUUGAUGUGGCGCCAGUUACAUACCCAUACAACCUCGAUAUCAUGACUGCAGUGCUGCGGUCGAGAUAUUACUACAUUAAGCUUGUAAUUCACCGCCCGUACGUCUACAAGGCGCUCGUAAACCCGGAACAAAUGACCGGAGAGGAGGCCGAGGGUGCGGCAGAGUGCCUCAGGGCCUGCUUAAAAUGGCCUGUGUCCAUGUCGCCAACGCAUGCGCACAAGAGGCUAAUCCCUUGCCUCUUCUUCUGGACUCAAAACAUGCUAGGAAUAUUGAUCCUGCUGCAUCUCAGCCAGAGCACCCCGAUGCUGUCGAGGAUACGCAGCACUUUAUGUGGAGAGAGCUUUGAGCUAGAAGCAAGCGAGACGGUUGGUUUGUAUCUUGACUGGUUGCGAGACCUCAAGAGUGUUGACGCAGCAGCCGCGUGGGCGUGGGCGAUUGUGAGAGCUAUAUACAAUCUCGAAGAAUAG
This is a messenger RNA of Pyricularia pennisetigena, 2178 nucleotides long. RefSeq lists its product as uncharacterized. The annotation marks the transcript as partial. The transcript has 6 exons. The record is from RefSeq and is a predicted model, not a curated record. Gene Ontology annotation, molecular function: zinc ion binding; DNA binding. Gene Ontology annotation, biological process: DNA-templated transcription. Lineage: Eukaryota; Fungi; Ascomycota; Sordariomycetes; Magnaporthales; Pyriculariaceae.